UCAUCACACACAUUUCAAAAAAUGACUACACUCCCCCGUACAUCCUUUACACAUCCACUCAACCUCACGCCCCUCCUCCCAACAACACCCCCAUCACCCCCCGAAGACCUAUUGGACCAUCUCGCGAAAUGCAGUGACUUGAAAGAUGGGGGUGGACUCUUUUUGAGUUCGUGUCCUGGUAAAAAAGUUCGACUAAAUGGGCCGUUGCAUGGUCGUGGUAAUCAACAUUAAAUACAUUUGAAGUGUUCUGUAUGUAUAUUAACCGUUUUUUUUUAAAAGCCAUGAUAAAUAGGGAUUUACCAACCGAUUUCGUACGACUUGUAUCUUUUCGUAUUCAAUUGAUUGUUUGCUGUCUUAAUGAUGCAGAGUUAUCCUACCUGGGUGCUCCAUGGGCACUCUAUGCAGCCACUGCACACUCAUUUGGGAUAUCCAUUCUACGACUUCCGAUGCUGGAAGGAUCCGUUCCAUCGAGUUUUGAGGAAAUGGAUCUGGUUUUGCAGAGAGUAUCUGAAGAGAUUCGGCGUGGUGUGAGGGUAUUAUGUCAUUGUCGAGGAGGUGUAGGUCGGGCGGGAGUCUUGGCAUGCUGUUACUUACUCCGCAACGCAUACAUUCGGACACCCUUACGAGCAAUCACGUACGUACGAGCCAGAAGAAGUCGAAAGGCGAUUGAAACGGUUCGACAGGAAGAGUUUGUUGCGGGGUAUUUCGAGUGGUGGAAAGCGCAGAACACGUCUUGAAAAAACAAAGAACCCCCAGAUAGCGGUGUGAGGAUACAAAUGAUUCGGACUCCCUUCAUUCAAGGAAAAAGUCAUCUCCCUCUUCCUCUUUUUCUGAUUCCUCCACUGCAUCCUCCUCCUCCUCUUUGGAACUCUCCCCAAACACAUCUCGCCCUCGCAACACCUCCCCCUUUCCAAACCCCCCAUUCCGCACCCGCCCCGAAACAACCUCCCAAAUCCUCUUGCGCCGCGCAUCCGUCACAGGAUCCUGCAUCCCUUCUUUGGGAAACAAGGAAAUGUACUUUAAAUCCGCCGGAUAGUGUAUUGUAUAGGCAAGGUUCGUCUCGGCUUCGUGGAGCGCCGUCGGGUCCUUUGUGUCCUGCGUAGAUAAUUGUGUACGUAGGGCUUUGAGUUUUCGAGUACAUUUCUUUUGUUCUGUAAAGAAUACACACAAGGGAUGUUAAAAGAUUCACUUUAUGAA
Messenger RNA from Spizellomyces punctatus DAOM BR117, 1197 nucleotides. RefSeq lists its product as uncharacterized. The transcript has 4 exons. Gene Ontology annotation, cellular component: nucleus. The coding region runs from base 252 to 737 and encodes 161 amino acids. Gene Ontology annotation, biological process: dephosphorylation. NCBI's taxonomy places the organism in Eukaryota, Fungi, Chytridiomycota, Chytridiomycetes, Spizellomycetales, Spizellomycetaceae. The record is from RefSeq and is a predicted model, not a curated record. Gene Ontology annotation, molecular function: protein tyrosine/serine/threonine phosphatase activity.